AUGAGUACUUUGGAAGCUAUUUAUUUAAUUGAUAUCUAUGGAUCGGUCCUGCUUCAAAUUGAAUCCAGAGGCAGAAUAUCGCCAGUGACUUCAGAGUUUAUAAAAAGUGAAAUAUCAAAAUGCAAGUUAAGAAACGAAGAACCCCCUUUUAUCAUCUAUCACAUGAAUUACCUGAUAUUUCAACAAUUGCAAGAUGAUGUUCGAAUAUGUAUACCAGUAACCUGCGACACAGAACCUCUUUACAUACACGAUGUGAUGAAACUGAUUAUAGAAAUAAUAAAGACUUACUUUGGAAGCUUUCAGUCAUCCGUAAUUGAAAAAAAUACCUCUUUAAUCGCACAGCUUUUGACGGAGAUGAUUGAUUAUGGAUACGCGAUAAAUAUGGAGCCUAAUACUUUGCAAGACAUUAUCCCUACUCCAAGUUUGAUGAAAAAAUUUAUGGAAGUUACUGGUCUUCAAUCUAAUACACCUAGUAUCCAUAAAAAUACAGUUCCCUGGCGAACCUCCAAAGCCAACUAUACUAAUAAUGAGUUUUUUGUCCGUAUUAUUGAACGUGUAUUUGCCGUAUAUGAGGGAAAUAAUCAGCUUGCGUUUGGAACUCUGAAAGUUGACGUUGAGUGUAAAAGUCAAAUGUCUGGAAUACCUGAGCUUUUACUGUAUCUGACGCCUGGAUCGAUUAUGGAGAAUGCAAAGUUCCAUAAUUGUAUUGAUGUAAAACGAUGGAAAGACCGUCCUUUGCAGUUGCAGUUCAUACCGCCAGAAGGAAAAUUCAUUCUUGCAUCGUUUCAGGCUAAUUUAUCCAAACAAAAACCUUUACCUCUUAAUGUAGAGGCCAAAAAUAUGACUGAUGGAAAUUUUGAGAUUCGUAUACGAAACACAGGAAAAAAGCCUAUAGAAAAUCUGGAAGUAAGGGUCCCUUUACCUGGUUCUUUAAGCAGCGUUUCCACUACCCAUGGUGACUAUAUAUAUCGCCCAUCAAAGUCUGUGAACGACGAAGGCGCUGUACUAGAGUGGACUAUAAAAAAAAUCGAAUGGACUUCACCUGCCUACGUUUUGAAGGGUACUCUAAAUACGAAACAGGAAUUAUCUAUCAGUGAUAUGAGUGACGGCGGUUUUGAAAAGAAAGCUCAUCCUAAACUUGAGCAUCUGACCCUUCAUUAUAAAUAUCCGCUUACAAUCCUUUCUCAUUUUAAGGUUGAUUCUCUCAAAAUUGUCAACCGUCCAGACAUGAAGUCUUUUAAGGGCGUAAAACAUAGUGUAAUAGCACAGGAUGUCUCUGUUCGCUUUAAAUAA
This is a messenger RNA of Schizosaccharomyces osmophilus, 1293 nucleotides long. RefSeq names its product AP-3 adaptor complex subunit Apm3 (gene apm3). Gene Ontology annotation, cellular component: clathrin adaptor complex; cytoplasmic vesicle. Gene Ontology annotation, biological process: intracellular protein transport; endocytosis. The record is from RefSeq and is a predicted model, not a curated record. Lineage: Eukaryota; Fungi; Ascomycota; Schizosaccharomycetes; Schizosaccharomycetales; Schizosaccharomycetaceae. The transcript has 2 exons. The coding region runs from base 1 to 1293 and encodes 430 amino acids.